AGGAAGUAUACCCUAAACUAUCCUCCUAAGUCCUAAACUCUUCUACUCUCUCUUUAUCUUUGCUGAAUCUCUUAACUUAAAGAGAACAGAUUACAAAUCUAUUUAUCUCCAAAAGAGAAUCUUCCGUGGCCAGUACAGAGAUAUCUGAAACUUCAGUUAAAUGACUAAAUCAUCAGCAAAUUCGCCGCAGUUUCAGAGAUGGAAACUAUCGUCCAAAAAGGAAACCUUCGGAGAUGGAGACAUGUCGAGAGUCACGAGCUCGUUGAGACAGAAGAAGCAAGGGAAACACGGUUUCACAAGGAAGUGUGGGAGACUGGUUAGAGAACAAGGAGCUCGCUUUUACAUCAUAAGAAAAUGCGUCAUCAUGCUUCUUUGCUGGACUGAUAAUACUAAGAAUUACUCCGACCACUACUAAGUCGAUCAUCAAAUCUUUUUUUUUGUUCUCUUCUUCUUCUUACCUCUGUUUUGAUUUCUGGAAAUAGAUAUAGAGAUAUAAAUGGACAUAAAGGAUCAUCCCUUCUGGUUUCUACGUACUCUUUUAGUUGUAGCAUAGAUUCUAAGUUUGUGUUUUGCUUUUGUUCAUGAGUUUUGAUGUAUGCUCUUGAACAAUAGAGAGUGCGAACAUUUUUUUGUAUUAAAUAGUUAAUUAUAUUCAUUUUCAAC
Eruca vesicaria subsp. sativa (arugula) is the source of this 663-nucleotide messenger RNA. Lineage: Eukaryota; Viridiplantae; Streptophyta; Magnoliopsida; Brassicales; Brassicaceae. The record is from the annotation of a GenBank genome assembly.